AUGGUGUCCGCUAGCACGCCUCGCGGGAUCGCGAUCCAACGCUCCCAGGGGGAUAGUAUUCGUGACAGGAUCGAGCGCAUAAACGCGGAUCUCAAGGAGAUUAAGAAGUUUUAUCCCAUCAAGCUCUCUUCAAGCAGGACAAACCGACUACGCGGGUUUCUCACGUCCGAAUUAAAUCUUCUCCGCGACCAACCUUUUCAUACAUAUGACCAACAGGAUAAAGUAGACUACCUCCUUGUCAAAAAUUAUCUGGAGAGGCAACACAGAGAGCUGGAGCUCGACUCCAUCCAGGAUCAAAAAACAACGCCGCUUCUUCCAUUUGCAAAAGCGAUAAUCGACCUCUGUGAGAAUCGUGCCAUUGGUUCCCCGGUGGAGCCUCAGAAUGCCGCGCAGGAGCUGUUCAAGUCCCAAGGCCAAAUCGACGAGUUGGUGCAGAAGAUCAAUAGUGACUCCACUCAGUUCAGUGUGGGAAAAAAUUCCGCUUUUCGUGCAGCGAGCACCAUUGAUUCGCUGCGAGACAAUCUGCGAGAAUGGUUCGGAUUUUAUAAAGGAUAUGACCCCUCGUUUGACUGGUGGGUGUCGCAUCCUUACGGGGUCGUGGAUGCCAGCUUAGAAACUAUCGCAUCUACUAUUCGCGAGAAAUUGGUGGGUAUUGACCACCAAAAAGAGGAUGCAAUUGUCGGCCAGCCGAUUGGACGAGAAGGCUUGCUUGCUGAGCUUCGGGCUGAAAUGAUUCCAUAUUCACCAGAAGAGUUGAUCUCGAUCGGAGAAAAUGAGUUUGUUUGGUGUAUUAACGAGAUGAAAAAAGCGUCGAAAGAUAUGGGCUACGAUAACUGGCACGAGGCACUAGAACAUGUCAAGAACGACUACGUUGAGCCAGGGAAACAGACGCAACUUGUUCGUGAUCUUGCAGAAGAGGCGAUCUCUUUCGUUGAAGAGCACAAGCUUGUCACUGUACCACCACUUGCCAAAGAAACUUGGCGCAUGUUUAUGAUGUCGCCAGAGCGGCAGAAAGUGAACCCAUUCUUCCUUGGGGGCAAAUCUAUCAUCGUGUCAUACCCAGUCAGCACCAUGAGCCACGAGGAUAAGCUGAUGAGUAUGCGUGGGAAUAAUGUUCAUUUUUCUCGGGCCACGGUUUUCCAUGAGAUGAUCCCCGGUCAUCACCUGCAACUUUUCAUGAAUGCGAGACAUAGACCCUACAGACGUCUAUUUGAUACUCCAUUCUGGAUCGAAGGGUGGUCACUAUACUGGGAGUUCAUUCUCUGGGAUGACGAUCGAUUCAAGAAAACUCCUCAGAACCGCAUCGGAAUGCUAUUCUGGCGACUCCAUCGUUGCGCCCGGAUCAUCUUUUCUAUCAAGUUUCAUCUUGGUCAGAUGUCUCCUCAGGAGUGUAUUGACCUCCUAGUUGAUCAAGUUGGACAUGAGCGCGCAACAGCUGAAGGGGAAGUUCGUAGGUCGUUGAAUGGGGAUUACUCCCCACUGUACCAAGCGGGAUACAUGCUGGGAGCCUUGCAAAUUUACGCACUUCGUAAGGAAAUGGUUGACUCGGGACGAAUGGCGGAGAUGGAUUUCCACGACCAGUUCUUAAAAGGAAAUCGUAUGCCAAUUGAACUGGUUCGGGCUUCAAUGCAGAACCAGGCACUUACUCCAGAUUUCGAACCAUCUUGGAAGUUCUAUUCCUUGAAAUGA
Molecule: messenger RNA, 1689 nt
Organism: Penicillium longicatenatum
Lineage: Eukaryota; Fungi; Ascomycota; Eurotiomycetes; Eurotiales; Aspergillaceae
Exons: 1
Coding region: 1-1689 (562 amino acids)
Source: RefSeq, a predicted model, not a curated record